UACCUAUGACGAGUUGCAGGAUACAGCGCAGAAACGACAUGCGUUACUCGAGGACUCCAUACACCUGUUCGGAUUCUAUCGCGAGUGUGAUGAUUUCGAGAAGUGGAUGAAAGAUAAGGAGCGCAUUAUUAAUUCCGAUGACGGCGAAGGUGUGGAGAACGCAAAACGAAAGUUCGAAAAGUUCCUAACCGACCUAUCGGCGGCAUCAAAACGCAUUGAGGAAAUCGAUGGUGCUGUCGACAACUUCCGUCGACAAGGGCAUUCACAGCUGGACAAAAUAAUUGCACGUCAACGGCAGAUACAUCAAAUUUGGCAACGUCUGAAUAACGCAAAAGCGCAACGUGAAAAGAGCCUGGAAGGAGCAUCAAGUGUGGAUCUCUUCAAUCGCACAUGUGAUGAGGCUAAGGUUUGGAUGAACGAGAAAAUGCUGCAACUGGACACGGCUGUAAUCAGCCCAGAUCUAAAAAACGGUGCAAGCGCUACAGCGACGACAUCAGAAUUUAGAGCGGGAAUUGGCACCCGUUGAGGAGAAGGUGA
Molecule: messenger RNA, 537 nt
Organism: Rhagoletis pomonella (apple maggot)
Lineage: Eukaryota; Metazoa; Arthropoda; Insecta; Diptera; Tephritidae
Product: spectrin alpha chain-like
Exons: 1
Biological process (GO): actin cytoskeleton organization
Cellular component (GO): cortical actin cytoskeleton; plasma membrane; cell junction
Molecular function (GO): actin filament binding
Source: RefSeq, a predicted model, not a curated record